Messenger RNA from Ceratitis capitata (Mediterranean fruit fly), 4207 nucleotides. Its product is annotated as anoctamin-5. Gene Ontology annotation, biological process: chloride transmembrane transport. Gene Ontology annotation, molecular function: chloride channel activity; protein dimerization activity. Bases 185 to 4018 code for a protein of 1277 amino acids. Gene Ontology annotation, cellular component: plasma membrane. The transcript is spliced from 14 exons. NCBI's taxonomy places the organism in Eukaryota, Metazoa, Arthropoda, Insecta, Diptera, Tephritidae. The record is from RefSeq and is a predicted model, not a curated record.
AAAAUUUCGAAACGGAAAAUGGGGUCAUGGAUGUGAUUUAUUUUAAAUAAAUCAAGUGAAAUACAUUUGUGCCGCAGCAAAAGUAAUAACGGACUACUAAAAAUAGCGUAAACGCAAAAAUAUUCACUGCUUAACUCAAGAAGUCGAGUAAAUGAGAAGUUUCAAAAAUUAAUUGAACAAAAACAUGUACGAGAGCAAGGACAAUUUUAAUAGUAAGAGCUCUGCACACGCUAAGUAUAACUGCGAACAUAUUGGAAAAUCAACAUAUGAUCAUGCUUUGGAUACCGAACCGAGUGCUAAUAAACAUCAUCUUCAAAUACGCAUAGAUAGCGUCGAUGAUGAGAGCACCGCACCAAUUACCGAAUCAAAUUCACAUGAGGACCUCAUAUCGAGUAGUGAGCGCUUUGUCGAGACUUCACGAGACUUUCCACGAUUUUUAUCGGUACCUGCUUUACGUAACUGCCGUCCAUACUCCGAGAAAGUGGAGAAACGUCAAAUUUCAUCUAGUCCAGCCAAAAGUGAACGAAUAGUGCGCUCUCAUCUAAUGGAGGGAAAAAUACAGACUAGACGAUUAAGUCAGGACAGUGGUAUCGUUUCAGGUCGCCUGUUUGCCGGAUUGGAAAACACAUUCCUUCGUACGGUGGCACCUACUAAGCACUUUACAAAAUCCUCUGAUAAUUUGUAUAAUUUUCUCAUAAGUGAGGCUGCUACAAGUGCCUAUAGCCAAGAAAAAGAAAAACAACAAAUUUCUAAUGAAGAGCAACGAGCAACUGAAGAAAACUCACCGGAUGAAAUAUCAUGCACACCCAUUCCACGCGAAUCACAGACAGUAUUGCCAAAAACUUCGUAUACCGAAAAAUGGCUGAAUUCGACGAUGUCGCGAGCUUUUGGUUAUCUAAAGUCGAAUACCAUUGCUAUACCACUGCCUACUCAUAUUGAAACAGAUUCAGCAGAACCAAGUCCAACACAAGCUUUUGGGCCGAAGAUUGUAAAUGCAGAAGAUAUUCCUGGUACAGCAAUGCGACGAGGACUCGACCCUUAUUUGAGUACAUCACUUGUUGGGUCAGAGCAGUCGGCUUUUGAUAAAUUGACAAAUGACCACACCGAAAUAUUGAGCUCUACACAUGCAAAUGUUUUACAGGAUCAGUUCGGCUACAAACAGCUAUUACCUGUGUCCCGUAAAAGCGCAAAAAGUUCUGUGACUGAAGGUAGUUUCGUCGACAGCCACAGUUCUAGUCGCAAAAGUAGCAAAAGUCAUAGUAUGGGUGGAGAUGAAAAUGAUAUGCGUCGCAUUAGUAAGCAGGAUAGAGAGGGUCUCGAUCCCGAAUCUCUCAUGUUUCGAGAUGGACGUCGUAAAGUCGACAUGGUGCUGGCAUGGGAAGAAGAAGACUUUGGUGUAAUGACAGAGGCAGAAUCCCGUAGACGUGACUAUCGACGUUGUUUCAUGGAAAACUUGAUUAAAGAAGGCCUAGAAGUUGAACUCGAAGAUAAAACACAGUCUUUCAACGAAAAAACAUAUUUUUUAAAAAUUCAUCUACCUUGGCGGUUAGAAACGCGACUUGCAGAAGUAAUGAAUUUAAAGUUGCCAAUCAAACGAUUUAUUACAAUAUCGGUGAAGGCAUCAUGGGAUGAUGAAAACGUCGUCGCGCGAAAUAUGCAUUAUUGGAAAGCUGUGUGGAAUCGACUAACGCGCAAAAUUCAGCUCGAUCAAAGUGUUAUAGAAGGCGAAACAACUUUCAAGGCGGCUACUGCCAAUGGCAAUGCCGAGGAACAAUUUAUUGUCAAAGAUCGUGCCACUGCAUAUACCAGCGCCCAACGUUCACUAAUGGUUAUGCAAGUACUUAUUCGUACACCAUUUGACGAUAGUGAUCGCGUCGGUAUUCGUCGUUUGCUUAAUGACUCCACUUAUUUGGCUUGUUUUCCUUUGCAUGAAGGCCGCUACGAUCGCCCUCAUUCUAGUGGCGUUUCAUUUGACCGCCGUUUGUUAUAUCUGACAUGGGCACACCCUUCGCAAUGGUAUAAAAAGCAACCAUUGUGCUUGGUUCGAAAAUACUUCGGUGACAAAAUAGCACUUUACUUUUGUUGGCUGGGAUUCUACACUGAAAUGCUCGUUUACCCAGCAGUAGUAGGCACAUUGUGUUUUCUAUACGGCCUUGCAUCGCUAGAUUCAGAAGAUAACACACCCAGUAAAGAGAUUUGUAAUGAAUACGGAACGGGAAAUAUUACACUCUGCCCGCUGUGUGAUAAGGCUUGCAGUUAUCAACAUCUGUAUGAGUCAUGUCUGUUUUCGCGACUAACAUAUCUCUUCGACAAUCCAUCUACAGUAUUUUUUGCAAUAUUCAUGUCGUUUUGGGCAACAACUUUUCUGGAGUUAUGGAAGCGUAAGCAAUCUAUAAUUGUCUGGGAAUGGGAUUUACACAACGUCGAAUCCGAUGAAGAAAAUCGUCCGGAGUUUGAAACAAACGCCACCACGUACCGUAUGAAUCCCGUAACGCGAGAAAAAGAGCCUUACAUGUCUACAUGGAGUAGGGCAAUUCGUUUUGUUAUCACCGGCAGUGCUGUUUUGUUUAUGAUUUCUGUAGUGUUAUCUGCUGUUUUGGGUACUAUCAUAUACCGUAUUUCGCUAGUUUCAGUCAUUUACGGUGGUGGAGGGUUUUUCGUUAAAGAACAUGCAAAAUUGUUUACAACUGUUACUGCGGCUUUGAUAAAUCUGAUCGUUAUUAUGAUAUUGACAAGAAUAUACCAUCGUAUGGCCAUUAGACUUACGAAUUUGGAAAACCCUCGGACCCAUACCGAAUACGAAGACUCAUAUACUUUCAAAAUAUUUUUCUUUGAGUUUAUGAAUUUCUACUCUUCGCUUAUAUAUAUAGCAUUUUUCAAAGGGCGAUUCUUUGAUUAUCCUGGGGACGAUCAAGCGCGUCGUAGUGAAUUUUUCCGUCUCAAAAAUGAUAUUUGCGAUCCGGCUGGUUGUUUAUCAGAACUAUGCAUCCAAUUGGCUAUCAUUAUGGUGGGCAAGCAGUGCUGGAAUAAUUUUAUGGAGUACUUAUUCCCGAAAUUCUACAAUUGGUGGCGACAUCGCAAGCACAAAGCGGCUACCAAAGAUGUUACUCAUUUACAUAUGGCCUGGGAGCAAGACUAUCACAUGCAAGAUCCCGGGCGUCUAGCUUUGUUCGAUGAAUAUCUCGAAAUGAUACUCCAAUACGGCUUCGUGACUUUAUUCGUGGCUGCAUUCCCUUUGGCUCCACUUUUUGCACUACUCAACAACGUUGCCGAAAUUCGUUUGGACGCAUACAAAAUGGUAACGCAGGCGCGAAGACCUUUGGCGGAGCGUGUUGAGGACAUAGGCGCAUGGUAUGGCAUUCUGCGUAUUAUCACUUAUACAGCAGUAGUGUCCAAUGCUUUCGUAAUAGCCUAUACCAGCGAUUUUAUUCCUCGUAUGGUCUACAAAUUCGUAUAUUCCAAUACGAAUACACUCGUUGGAUAUAUAGAACAUUCGCUAUCAACUUUUAAUACAUCCGACUACAAAGAAGAAUGGGGAGCUACAAGCAACGAAAAAGAUCCAGAUGUAUGCCAGUAUCGCGGUUAUCGCAACGGCCCACAUGAUCCCGAGCCCUAUGGCUUAAGCCCACAUUAUUGGCAUGUUUUCGCAGCUCGCUUGGCUUUUGUUGUCGUUUUCGAGCAUGUAGUAUUUGUUAUAACUGGCAUAAUGCAGUUUAUAAUUCCUGACAUACCCGCCGAAGUGAAAACACAAAUGCAGCGCGAACAGUUACUUGCAAAGGAGACUAAGUAUCAGCACGGCAUUAAGCGUGCACAGCAGGGAGAUAAUCAGGAUUUAUUGAGCAUCUUUCGAGAUGCGGGAAGCCGUAGUAGUGGCGCUACUCUGGGUGCAAGCGGGUUUGUUGGGCGCGGUAGUUGGGCGCGGCGUUUCAGUCGUCUAAGUGAUGGUUUGGAUGCACACGUAGAAGUUGCGGCAAGACCGCGGCGCUCAGUUGAAUCGACGGUGUGGGAGGUUUCUUGACAUGAGGAGGAACAGGAAAGCCAUAAUCCAACCACAUUUGCCAAAAACUAAGAUAUGUUACAACUUAACAACCUGAUCUUUAAAAUAUUGGCAACAAGUGCUAAAAAAUUAAAGUUGAUUUUAGACAUUAUAAAACUUAAAUAAGGGUAUUCGCGGUCUAUUAUUAUAUUGGCAAUAAAAGUAAAGAAA